Annulohypoxylon truncatum is the source of this 2094-nucleotide messenger RNA. RefSeq names its product glucose-inhibited division protein A subfamily. Bases 1 to 2094 code for a protein of 697 amino acids. Gene Ontology annotation, biological process: tRNA methylation; tRNA wobble uridine modification. Gene Ontology annotation, cellular component: cytosol. The record is from RefSeq and is a predicted model, not a curated record. The transcript is spliced from 2 exons. NCBI's taxonomy places the organism in Eukaryota, Fungi, Ascomycota, Sordariomycetes, Xylariales, Hypoxylaceae. Gene Ontology annotation, molecular function: flavin adenine dinucleotide binding.
AUGAAGAAAGCCUGGAGACCUAGGGGUUUAAGCCGGCCUAUUAGCACGGCACAUAGACAAACCCUCGCCCUACGCCUUCAUCGGAGUAAUUUUGCCACAGUAGCUCAUGAUGCGAGACCUUUUGAUGUUAUAGUAAUAGGUGGCGGUCAUGCUGGAUGCGAAGCAAGUGCCGCCGCUGCCCGGUCCGGCGCACGAACAGCCUUAGUCACGCCCAAACUCGACAACUUGGGGGUCUGUUCGUGUAAUCCUAGUUUCGGCGGCAUUGGGAAGGGCACGAUAAUACGCGAGAUAGAUGCCUUGGACGGAGUUGCCGGGCGCAUUAUUGACAAGGCCGGUGUCCAGUUCAAGAUCCUAAACCGGAGGAAAGGUCCGGCCGUCUGGGGUCCCCGCGCUCAAAUCGACCGAGCGCUGUAUAAAAAGCACAUGCGCGAGGAGCUCCAGACGUAUCCAAAUUUGUCCAUUAUCACGAAUACCGUGUCGGACAUUGUCUUAGGUGAGAAAGUAGACUCUACUAGUGGCCCUCCAAAAAGCAAGAUCACGGGCGUGCGCCUUGAAUCGGGCGAGGUAUUACCAACUAGCGCGGUGAUCAUCACAACCGGAACUUUUCUAAGCGGAGAGAUACACAUCGGACUUGAUAUCUUUCCGUCGGGACGGAUAGGGGAGAAAGCAACUUUCGGCCUAAGCAAGUCUCUAAGGGAAGCCGGUUUCAAGCUCGGAAGGCUAAAGACGGGCACGCCUCCGCGAUUGCAUAGGGGAAGCAUAAAUUUUGAUAUCCUAGAAAAGCAGCUUGGGGAUGAUCCCCCGGAACCGUUCAGCUACCUCAACGAUCGCGUAGCCGUCCAGGACCAGCUGCUCUGCCACGCCACGUACACGAACGAGAAAUCCCACGACAUCGCGCGGGCCAACCUCGACAAGACAGUGCACAUACGAGAGACAGUGCGGGGACCGCGGUACUGCCCGUCGCUCGAGUCCAAGAUCAUCAAGUUCGGGGACAAGGAGCGGCACAUCGUGUGGCUGGAGCCCGAGGGCUUCGACAACGACACCAUCUACCCGAACGGGCUGUCGAUGACGAUCCCGGCGGAGGCGCAGGAGCAGCUGCUGCGCACGAUCCGCGGCCUCGAGAACGUGCAGAUGACGCAGGCCGGGUACGGCGUCGAGUACGACUACGUGGACCCGCGCAGCCUGAAGUCGACGCUCGAGACCAAGGCCAUCUCCGGCUUGUUCCUCGCCGGCCAGAUCAACGGGACGACCGGGUACGAGGAGGCGGCGGGCCAGGGCAUCAUUGCCGGGAUCAACGCGGGGAGGAGCGCGCAGGGGUUGGAGCAGGUGAAGGUUACAAGGGCCGAUGGGUAUAUCGGCAUCAUGAUCGACGACCUGAUCACGAAGGGCGUGUCGGAGCCGUAUAGGAUGUUCACGAGCCGCAGCGAGUACCGCAUGAGCACGCGCGCGGACAACGCGGACCUGCGGCUCACGGAGAUGGGGCGCGGGUGGGGCGUCGUGGGGGAUAAGCGGUGGAGCAAGUUCCUAGACGAUAAGGCGCUGAUGGCGGACCUGACGCGCAAGCUAAGGGACUGCGUUCGCAGCGCGCCGGCUUGGAACGCGGCUGGGUUCGCGAACAGAGUCGAUAGCAAGGUCCGUAGCGCGCUGGAUAUCCUCCGGCUCCCCGGCGUCAAAGUCAACGACCUCGCAGCCGAGGUACCCGAUAUCGCGGACUUCUCGGAGCGAGUGAGGUACCGCGUCGAGAUCGAGACACGAUACGCGCCGUACGUCAACAUGCAGGCCGCGGAGCGGCAGGCGUUCCUCAAGGACGAGAGCCUGCGGCUGCCGACGGAUCUCGAUUACGACGAGGUCGCGGGCCUGAGUUUUCAUGAGAGGGCCGCGCUGAAGGAGGCGAAGCCCGAGAGCGUCGGGCAGGCUAGGCGCAUCGAGGGUGUUACGCCGGCGGGGGCGGUUAGGCUGCUUGCUUUUGUGCAGAGGGGUUUUCAGCAGCAGGGGAGGGGGGUGGAGGUGGAGAUGGAGGUGGAGGUGGAUAUGGCGCCGCUUGCUGGCGGGGUUGAUGGGAUGGAUUCUGAGGCGAGGAGGGGGGAGUUGUGA